Molecule: messenger RNA, 2066 nt
Organism: Colletotrichum phormii
Lineage: Eukaryota; Fungi; Ascomycota; Sordariomycetes; Glomerellales; Glomerellaceae
Exons: 1
Coding region: 17-523 (168 amino acids)
Source: RefSeq, a predicted model, not a curated record
AAGUUUUCACCAUCAGAUGACCAUGCCGGCAGAUGAUCCACCUGCAUACUCACCGCCGUCCUAUGCGUCGACUAUCUAUACUCCUCUAGUGCAAUCCAACACGAUUCGGGUGUUGACCCUUUACCCCGCCCUUAGUCACGAUGCCGAAGUUCAGUGCGGGCUAUUGUCGACAGAGAUAUCCACUUGCCAAGAGCUCGAGCAGUCGUACGUAGCGUUGUCGUAUGUCUGGGGGAACCUAAGUGAUCCUCAGCUUGUCUAUGUCAAUGACCAAGAAGUUUACAUUGGAAGAAACCUUUUCAAAGCACUCCGUCAUCUUCGUCGUCGAGAUCGUCCAAUACGGCUUGGGCAGACGCGCUAUGUAUCAACCAAACCGAUAUUACGGAGCGAAACCACCAAGUUUAUCAAAUGCGCAACAUCUAUUCUUCUGCUUUGGAGACAGUUAUUUACCUUGGAGAUGAUGAUGGAAGCAACACGGCAUCAUCGGCUUGGAAUUUUCUCGAAAGACAGAGCGAAUGGGCACUAAACCGAGAUGGCAACGAAGACAUGAAGUUACCGUCCACUCUUGAGGAGAAUCUGAUUCACUUCAGAGGAGAGGUGGCUGAUUUUGAGCUCAGUGUCCUCCAAAGACAAUGGUUCUUGCGUGUUUGGGUUCUCCAGGAAGUCGUUGUAUCGAGGAAAGUGUCAAUACAGUGUGGUCAUCGAAGAAUCCCUUGGGACGAUUUCUGCAAGAUCAUCUUGCUGAAUCCGCGAUAUCACGAUCGCUAUGGGUACAGCAUGCGAGCCAUAGAAAGAGUCGACAUUGUGCGCGACAUGUUUCAGGCCCGCUGCGCCUACCAAGAGUCGCAUGAUUUGGCCCAACUUCGACCUUCCUGGCACACGAAUGUCGCCAACUAUGGUGGUAGAAGUGCACACAUUAUCGAUAUGCUUGUCAGGGCUCGUCAGCUUGAAGCAUCUGAUCCCCGGGACAAGAUCUUUGCCCUUCUAGGGAUUUCAACGAAUGUGGAUGUCGACAAUAGAUUGGUGGCUGUUGAUUAUGGCAAAUCUACGGCCGAAGUACAGACUGAUUUGGCCUGCUGCCUCAUGGAGGAACACAAGAGUUUGGAUAUGCUGAGCUACGUUGACCACUCAAUCAACGGCUUCUCUUCCUUAUUUGGCCUUGGUCAGGCUGAAGCGCUGCCUUCGUGGGUUCCUGAUUGGGAUGCAAGCCAAGUUGCUCGAGGGCAGCGGCUCAAGACCAUGCAUGCCUACGAUAUCAACUGGGACUCACUACCCCUGGACACCGCUAGCCCCAUCGUUCCAACAAUUCUGAGUUUUUUGAAUGAAGAGAAAGAUGAAGAAACUGAAAGACGGCGGGACAUAACCUCCAAGAGCAUGGCUUGGCUCAACGACAAUAAGAUUCUACUAACGAUUGGUUCAGUGAUUGGCAGUAUAAUACACGCCGGACCUGACCUCCAACUUUGGGGAGCCGAUGAAAUUUCAUUUCAAGCGAUCAGAAACCGAUGCGAUGAUCUCCCAGAGUUGCGUCGGAAAAUCAUGGCAAGAUGGGCUCGGCUUCUUCUCUACAGACACAGAAGAAAUUGUGUAGGAACCCACAUUGACCCAAGACAAGUACCUUCUGGCCCAGAGGAAAGUAUGGAAACCGUCCUCCGAUCUUUGUAUGAUAUUCCAGACAUGAGAUCACACACAAUCGAAAGUCACUUGGUCUCUCGAGGGCGACAGACAGCUGCCUGGUCCGGAGAAGGCGAGCAGGUCAUCAACCGAGUCACUGACAGGAUGAGCAUACUUGAAAAUAAGACUAUUGGUGCCUACGAUAGACUUUCCGAUGUUAUCACAGAGCUUGAGAAAGUUAUACUACCACCCGGGGCGAGAAGGAACGAUCUCAUAGUCUCGUUACGCGGUGCACGAGUACCAUUUGUUGUUCGGCCGAUGGACGACAUUCACUUCGUGAUGGAUGUGGACGAGACUCAAAUUCUAUCAUUACUCCGCUCCGGCUGCGACUUAUUGAAUCUCCAGAACGUAGCCUUUCUCGGUCACUACAGAUUCGUCGGAGAAUGCUUGAUCAAUGG